AUGGUGUGUACAAAUGUCCUGGCAGAUACUCUCAAGAGCAUUAAAAAUGCUGAAAAGAGUGGCAAACGCCAAGUUCCUAUUAGGCCAUGCUCCAAAGUUAUCAUCCGGUUUCUAACUGUGAUGAUGACGAAUGGUUACAUUGGUGAAUUUGAAAUCAUUGAAGAUCAUAGAGCUGGGAAAAUCGUUGUGAACCUCAAAGGCAGGUCAAAUGAGUGUGGAGUCAUCAGCCCCAGAUUUGAUGUACAACUCAAAGAUUUAGAAAAAGGGUGGAAUAAUCUGCUCCUGUCCCACCAGUUUGGUUUCAUUGUACUGACAACUUCAUCUGGCAUUGUGGACCAUGAAGAAGCAAGAUUUAAAGACACAGGAGGGAAAAUCCUGGGAUUCUUUUUCUAG
This is a messenger RNA of Nyctereutes procyonoides (raccoon dog), 393 nucleotides long. RefSeq names its product 40S ribosomal protein S15a-like. Gene Ontology annotation, cellular component: ribosome; cytosolic small ribosomal subunit. Bases 1 to 393 code for a protein of 130 amino acids. The transcript has a single exon. The record is from RefSeq and is a predicted model, not a curated record. Gene Ontology annotation, molecular function: structural constituent of ribosome. NCBI's taxonomy places the organism in Eukaryota, Metazoa, Chordata, Mammalia, Carnivora, Canidae. Gene Ontology annotation, biological process: translation.